ACAACAUCACCACUUUUAAGACUAGACUUAAGACUUUCUUGUUUGAUAAAGCUUUUAGUUAGGGCAGGAUUUAGCAAACUUACAUGUGUGAUCAUGGCAAAGAGAUGGUGUCUCCUGCCCCUCGCUGCCGUCCUCCUACUGUCCUUCAUUCCCACAGUGACUGAAGUGGUGGAUUCAAUGUCAGACUGUGCUGAGUUUCUUCUUGAGCAAACUCCACCACAGGUCCCAGGAAUCUUGGAGGGCGGCAACAUCCUGAACCAGAACCGAUACAAACCCAUUUGCCAGACUUUUAAGAACAAGAAAAGGUUUGUGACGCUCUAUGACACCAAGAACAAGAUUCCAGUGUUUUCUGCUUACAAGUACAGAGGGGAACAACAGACGGGAAGACCGCAAACCCCUUGGAAGAUAGAGCCACAGCUUGAAGAAAAAAACACAAGCAACAUGAGGGACGACGGCUUAAGCCACCAAGCCAGCGACAGUGAUUAUAAAGGUUGCAUUACAAAAGGCUUUAAUAGGGGUCAUUUAUUUCCAAGUAGUCAUGCAUUUGAUAAAAAUGAACAACUCUCAACGUUCACCCUGACAAACAUCGUUCCACAAGCAGUGACUUUCAACAGUGGCAGCUGGGAAAAAAUGGAGAAUUGUGUCAAAUGUGUUAUGCAAAAGUUCUGCAACGACAAUAAUAAUGUCACUGAAGGCUUUGUGGUGACCGGGGCAAAGCCCAGCAUUAACAACAAACUCAAGAAAGAAAUUAAUAUACCAUCCAUUCUCUGGUCAGCAUUCUGCUGUUACAGUCACAACAUGAAGACAUGGCUAGCGAGUGCUCACUGGGGGGAAAACAUUGCAGAACCUUAUUCAAAAUAUAUGCAGACAAAGACUUUGGAAGAACUCAAUCAAAAACUGAGCACAAGGGAAAAAAGAUUUGAGGUGUUUCCCAGAACACAGUGUCCUCUCAAAACAACCGUUUCUGAGUUCUACCCAGAACUUAAUGCUGAAAAAAACUGCCAGUGCCCUCCCCAAGCUACAACCACAUCUGCUACAACUACAAACACCACCACCACUACAAAGAAGAAAGAAAAUAAUUCAGAAAAUAAUGGUGGACAAGGUCAAAGUCAGGGAGGAGGAGUUGGUGGUGCACUGGGAGUUGGUGCUGCGCUGGGAGGUGGUGCUGCUGUUGGAGUUGGUGGUGCACUGGGAAGUGGUGUUAAAGCAGGAGUUGGUGGUGCACUGGGAAGUGGUGUUAAAGCAGGAGUUGGUGUUGCAGCCGGAGUUGGUGGUGCAUUGGGAGGUGGUGUUGCAGCUGGAAUUGGUGGUGCAUUGGGAGGUGGUGUCGCAGUGGGAAUUGGUGGUGCAGUGGGAAUUGGUGGUGCACUGGGAGGUGGUGUUGCAGCAGGAGUAGGUGGAGCACUGCGAGGGGGUGGCCCAGCAGUUCCUGCUCCGUCUAAAACUGCCAUCAGCCCAUCUUCUCCCAGUAGUACCACUGUACCUGCAACUAUAGAAACAACCAACAUUACAUUAACAACCACUGCACCAUCAAUCACAACAUCUCUACCAUCAACAAUAACUUAUAUGACUAUUAAACCCCAAACUAACUCAACCAUCCAGAAAUCAACGAGCUUCAUUCCCACAACAUCUGAACCCCAAACUAACACAACCAACCAGACUUCAGAGAACAUCAUUCCCACGUCUGAACCACAAACUAACACAACCAUCCAGAAAUCAACGAGCUUCAUUCCCACAACAUCUGAACCACAAACUAACACAACCAACCAGACUUCAGAGAACAUCAGUCCCAUGUCUGAACCACAAACUAACACAACCAACCAGACUUCGGAGAACAUCAGUCCCACGUCUGAACCACAAACUAACACAACCAACCAGACUUCAGAGAACAUCAGUCCCAUGUCUGAACCACAAACUAACACAACCAACCAGACUUCGGAGAACAUCAUUCCCACGUCUGAACCCCAAACUAACACAACCAACCAGACUUCGGAGAACAUCAUUCCCACGUCUGAACCACAAACUAACACAACCAACCAGACUUCAGAGAACAUCAUUCCCACGUCUGAACCACAAACUAACACAACCAACCAGACUUCAGAGAACAUCAGUCCCACGUCUGAACCACAAACUAACACAACCAACCAGACUUCAGAGAAUAUCAUUCCCACGUCUGAACCACAAACUAACACAACCAACUGGAGUUCAGAGAUCAUCGUUCCCACAUCUGAACCACAAACUAACACAACAGCUCAGCACUUCAACGUCUCCACUCAUAGCCUUCUGUCUUCUUCAGCACCUUCUUUAACCUCUUGCUUAUUAUGUUCAUGUAUAUUUUUUAUUUUGCUGAUACCUGUUUAACAGCCAGGCAAGUACAACCAUAUUGGACGAUGCCAGUGUUCAGUAUAAGAAGUGCUAGAUGUGUUUCCCAUCUCUUACCAGUCGUCACAAGUGACCCUUAAUGAAAAUAUGAACUUGAUGACAAUGUUUAACCUUAACCAAGUAGUCUAAGUUGCUUACAAUAGCUUAAUUCUGUGGCUGCCGCAUGUUGAAAUGUGAUAACAUUUACCUUAAAUUCUUGACCUUUACAAAGCCUUUUGAAUGGAAGUAAAGUUUUGAAGAAUUGUCAUCCUUAUUUUAUAUACUGACUGAAUUUAGAUUUUUUCUACAAUUGCUUUUCAGCUCAAAUAUUAAAAAAUCAACCAAAUCCUUAAAUGUAAUUUUUUUAAAUUGUCAUUGUUGUGUAAAAUCUGUGAACUUUAAAGUCAGUGGGAAAAAAAAAUAUGGAUUCAAUCCAAAUCUGAAUUGUUGUUUGAUGACUAGCUUUUUAUUUGAGCAGUUUAAUUUCCCAUAUUCACGGGUUGUAAUUCAGAGAAGAAGGGGGAAAAUGUACUCAAAUUUCUUUCUUUUUUGUACAAUAUGAAUCUCUAAUAAAGGAAGCAAUAUGUG
Messenger RNA from Micropterus dolomieu (smallmouth bass), 2949 nucleotides. RefSeq lists its product as uncharacterized. NCBI's taxonomy places the organism in Eukaryota, Metazoa, Chordata, Actinopteri, Centrarchiformes, Centrarchidae. The transcript is spliced from 3 exons. Bases 94 to 2361 code for a protein of 755 amino acids. The record is from RefSeq and is a predicted model, not a curated record. Gene Ontology annotation, molecular function: hydrolase activity; metal ion binding; nucleic acid binding.